Messenger RNA from Triticum dicoccoides, 1622 nucleotides. RefSeq names its product putative E3 ubiquitin-protein ligase SINA-like 6. Gene Ontology annotation, molecular function: zinc ion binding. The transcript is spliced from 4 exons. The record is from RefSeq and is a predicted model, not a curated record. The coding region runs from base 295 to 1359 and encodes 354 amino acids. NCBI's taxonomy places the organism in Eukaryota, Viridiplantae, Streptophyta, Magnoliopsida, Poales, Poaceae.
CCGUUCCCCAAAUCAGUCCAAUCCCUAGCUCCUCUAACGCAAGCCGCCGCCUGUCGCCUCUUCCACGCCGCCGCCGGACGCUCCCCCCUUUCUCCUCCGCUGCUCAACCUCCACGGCUCCACGGCCACGGGCACGGCUGCACGGCCGCCUCCUCCUUCACGCAAAGCUUGCUCUAGAGCAUGUGCGUGAGCAGGGCAUGUGGGUCAGCUUAAGCUUAUCUUUGUGAAGAGGCCAAGUUGAGGCCGAGAGGAGCCAGCCGUGUUCUUGUGCUCUUUUUCGAGUAUUACACCGGAGAUGGGUCGCAAGAGGAAGAGCACAAUGGGUGGAAAGACUCCACCGUCAAAGGGCCGGCCUUGCUGCAAGUCGGUGGCGGUGCCCAGUCUAGUUGCCGUAGAGGCGCCGGAGCCGGUGGCAGCGUCCAACGCAAUGGUGCCACAUCAUCAGCCAAAAGGAGGACCAGGGCUACUCAAACAAGCCUGCAGUGCAGUCGCGGUAUCUGCGGCGAAGGAAAAGGUGGUGAAGCUCGACUUAGAUGUUCCGAUGAGGGUGCUAAACUGCGACGUGUGCUAUGGCCUCCUGAAGGCUCCCAUCUUCCAGUGCUCCCUUCUGCGGCACGUCGCGUGCAGGUCCUGCAGUGAGUUCCACGGCGGCAAGUGCCGUCCUUGUGCAGACUUGGCCGCCUCCGCUGUCUACGUCCAGAGCUCCUACCUGGACACCCUAUUCGGCUACAUCAAGGAGGCCUGCCCGUACAAAAAGUACGGCUGCACAAGCACUAUUGUCAUAGGUGACCUGGCGGCGGCGCACAGAGCCACAUGCGAGUUCGAGCCCUGUUGGUGCACGAGGUGCUCUUUCAAGGGCUCGCCGGCGGACCUCGUGAGCCACUUCACGCUCACGCACGCCUGGUCCGCCCACAAGUUCACAUACGGCCAAGACUACAUAUACAACACCGACGAGAUGGAUUCGUCGUUUGUGUACACCGACAAGAUGGAUUCGUGGAUGGUGCGCUAUGAACUCUUUCUCGGGGAGGACGGUGGCGUGUUCCUAUUGGUCGUGGACCUUGCUCCGUUCUUCCAGGAGUUCCCUUUCCCCUUGGUGACCCUUGUGUGUGUCAGGAAUAGCGCUGCUGCUGCCGCUGGGCCGAUGUACACCUACUCGGUCAGGGCGGAUGCCCCUCCUGCUCAGAGGCGCAAGCUGAAGCUGGAAAUUAAGGAGGUGGCGAGCUGCCCGGACUGGAGGAUGGAGCGUGACUGUUUCCCACUGCUUCCGGGGAUGCUGCGUGAGGAAAAAACCAGCAAGAGUGUCCUUGUGCGCAUCUGCGUUAGCAAGAGCGAGAGCAGCAGCGUGUCAUGCUCAAGUUAGAGGGGCAUCAGAAAUGCAGUUAUCUUUGCGUGAAUCCCAGAAGAAUGUGUAGUUUCGUAGUACUACUAGUUAAGCCGUUUCAAGUCAUUGAGAUGUGUCUUUUUGUAUUCUUGAUUGAUGAAAGACUUGAAUUUCCUCCUGUUCGGCUGCUCGAUGGAGGAUGGCUAAAAUGUGUAAGAGUGGCAGGGUGUUGACUUGUGUUCAGGACUUGAUGGAAAUUUGUUUUGGUUGAAUGCUAUUAGGAACGAUGCUUGUUUCCAUCA